Cynara cardunculus var. scolymus (artichoke) is the source of this 3531-nucleotide messenger RNA. RefSeq names its product epidermal growth factor receptor substrate 15. The transcript has 13 exons. The record is from RefSeq and is a predicted model, not a curated record. NCBI's taxonomy places the organism in Eukaryota, Viridiplantae, Streptophyta, Magnoliopsida, Asterales, Asteraceae. Gene Ontology annotation, cellular component: plasma membrane; cytoplasm; nucleus. Gene Ontology annotation, molecular function: calcium ion binding; protein binding. The coding region runs from base 308 to 3340 and encodes 1010 amino acids. Gene Ontology annotation, biological process: endocytosis; endosomal transport.
ACAUAACGCCAUAUCUGUUUUCGUUUCUAUUUUCUAGAAAAUCUUCGUCGCCCUUUUCUUGGUGUCCAUUCUCGAUCUGAUUGCAAAUCCACCAGAUUAACCCUUCCGAUCCCUCCACAUAAUUUCAGUUUUUGUGUUUACCGCUUCUUCUUCUUCUUCUUCUUCUUCGAUCUAGAGGAAGAUCGGGUUAUCGUUCCCCUAAUCAAUUGGGGUUUUCUAUUUGAAUUAUGUUCUUCUUGAUCUGGGAGUUUCUUUGACAGUGGGUUUGUUUGAUUGAUUUGGGAAAUCUGUAAUACCCAGAGCGGAAAUGGAUCAAUUCGAUGCGUUUUUUCGAAGAGCAGAUUUGGAUCAUGAUGGAAGAAUCAGUGGAGUUGAAGCUGUUGCUUUCUUUCAGGGUUCUAAUUUACCCAAACCAGUGCUCGCUCAGAUAUGGCAGCAUGCUGAUCAUAACCGCACUGGCUUCCUUGGCCGUCAAGAAUUCUAUAAUGCUCUUAAGCUUGUCACUGUGGCACAGAGUAAAAGAGAACUAACACCUGAUAUAGUAAAGGCGGCAUUAUAUGGACCUGCUUCAGCUAAAAUCCCUGCUCCACAGAUAAAUCUUGCAGCUCUUCCUGCCGCUCAACCAAAUUCAAUGGCUCCACGUCCUCCUACACAGCAGCCUGGAGUUGGUACUUCAAUGCCUCCUCAAAAUUUCGGGAUAAGAGCGCAAGGGCCUCCAAAUUCAAUGGCUCCUUCUUUAGUGGCCCCACCUUCUGUGCAGUAUUAUGCAUCUCAAGGAAAUCAACCAAUGAGGCCACCUCCUAGUGGUUCUCUUCCACCACAAGGUGUUGGGGGUCCAAAUUUCCCAUCAGGAGGUGGUCUUGCGGGUCCAGGACUCUCAAGCUCAAAUGUCUCAGGUGAUUGGCUUGGCGGCAGAGGUGCUGGGACUCCUGCAGCAACAGUGCAGGUCCCUAAUAGCACAGUCACCUCUAUAGCACCAAGGCCUCAAGAUCCACAUUCAGUCUCGUCUUUCAUGACUCCUAGAGCACCAGUCAGAGGAAAUGCAAUUGUUUCUGACCCUAUGUUUGGAGGUGAUGUGUUUUCUGCUUCCCCAUCUUUAUCCAGACCACCAUCAUCCCCAAUGCCUACGCAUACUGCAAGCAGUGUACCUGCUUCUUCUGCCAUUGUUCCUCCAACUUCUGAGCCCCAGAUUCCAGCCAAGAUUGACCCACUUGGUGCUUUGAAUGCUUUUACAAGGCAGCCCACAGGGGCUCCGGUACAGCCAGCGGCACCCUCAGUUCCACGACCAAAUCAACAGGGCCCAACUCAAAAUACUACUUCAUUUGGAUCAGCUGGACUUUCAGUUGAGGCGAAAACUCAAGCUCCCAAUCCAUCUCAACCUCAGUGGCCAAAAAUGACCCGGGCUGGCGUUAACAAGUAUAUGAAAGUUUUCAUGGAAGUUGACUCCGAUAGAGAUGGGAAGAUCACUGGUGAACAGGCGCGCAGUUUAUUUUUAAGUUGGAGACUACCAAGAGAAAUUUUGAAACAGGUAUGGGACUUGUCUGAUCAAGAUAAUGACAGCAUGCUUUCCUUGAGGGAGUUUUGCAUUGCUCUCUAUCUGAUGGAGAGGUACAGAGAAGGGCAUAAUCUUCCACCGACACUUCCUAGUAACAUCUUGCUGGAUGAAACUCUAUUGUCCCUCACCGGUCCACCCAACCCUUCUUAUAGAUCUGCUGGCUGGGUUGCUACUCCUGGUUCUCUCCCACAGCAAGUGAUGCCUGGUGCUCAACCAAUGCAACAUGCUGGUUUAAGGCCUCCCAUGCAGGGAGCUUAUCCUAGGGCUGAUGGACAAAUGCAGUAUAAUCAGAAGGGACCUGUGCCCUCCAUGGAUAGUUCUCAUGCACAUCAGCUUAGCAAUGGUGAUCAAAAUGCAUCUCACUCAAAUUUUCGAGAGACAACUGAACCAGAGAAAGCGGUUGAAGAUAAAAAGGUGAUUCUGGAUUCUAGAGAAAAGAUGGCGUUCUACAGGAACAAAAUGCAAGAUCUUGUUCUAUACAAAAGCAGAUGUGAUAACCGCCUUAAUGAGAUUACGGAACGGGCUUUAGCUGAUAAACGUGAGGCAGAGUUGCUUGCCAAGAAAUAUGAAGAGAAGUACAAACAGGUGGCAGAAGUGGCCUCUAAAUUAACUAUUGAGGAGGCAUCAUUCCGUGAUAUUCAGGAGAGAAAGAUGGAGUUGAAUCAGGCACUAGUGAAAAUGGAACAGGGUGGCAGCGCUGAUGGUAUCCUUCAAGUUCGUGCUGAUCGUAUACAAUCAGAUCUUGAGGAACUACUGAAGGCUUUAGCGGAACGUUGCAAGAAGCAUGGAAUUAAUGUCAAAUCAACUGCAGUUAUUGAGCUUCCACAAGGCUGGCAACCUGGAGUUCCGGAGAUAUCUGCAGUGUGGGAUGAGGAGUGGGAUAAAUUCGAAGAUGAAGGAUUCUCAUUUGAUGUUGCGGUCCCUGCAAAUGCCAAAUCUACAACUCCUCAGACAGAAAAUAUGUCUCCUGUUGAUAACUUUUCAGAUUCAUAUUCAACUGCUGAUGGGAAGUCAGAGAAGCUAUUCGAGACUGAAUCAGCAUAUGCACACAGCGAAGAUGAAUCAGCCAAAAGUCCGGCAAGCAGUCCCACGAGAAACAAAAUAUUUGAAAGUCCAACCAAGGAGGAUUCUUAUAGCCAUUUUGGGAAGAGCUUUGAUGCGGACACAGAAACUCAAAGGAGCUUUGAUGACCAAGGAUGGGGUACUUUUGACAAUAAUGAUGAUGUAGAUUCAGUUUGGGGAAAUAACGAUGCCACUAAGGAUGCUGAUCCUGAGAAACACGGAGAGAAUUAUUUCUUCGACUCCAGUAGCUUCACCGCAAGUCCAAGGAGAACGGAUUCCCCUCAGGGCAGUAAUUUCUUUCAGAAGAAGAGUCCAUUUGGGUUCGAUGAUUCAGUCCCUGGCUCACCGGCUUCUAGAGCUGGCACCUCACCACGGUACAGUGUCGGAGGAGCGGAGAAUUCUUUCUUCGAUAGUUUCUCGAGGUACGACUCUUUCAGCGCUAAUGAACGUGGUUCUACUUCUCCCCGGCGAGAAACCUUCACGAGAUUCGAUUCUAUGAGCAGCACCACACAGGACAAUAACUUCUCUAGGUUCGACUCAAUGAGCAGCACAACACAAGACCGUAAUUUUGCUAGGUUUGAUUCCAUGAGUAGCAGUACGGGGUUUGACCAUGGCCAAGCGUACUCGUUUGACGACUCGGAUCCUUUCGGGUCGAGUGGACCAUUUAAGGUGUCGUCGGAGGGUCAAAGUGGGAAAAACGAAUCCGACAAAUGGGCAUUCUAGUUUUUUGUAUUGAUGGGUCAUGUAUUUUUUUGUACUGGCUUGAUAGUUUGUGUUUGUAUCAUUUGCUUCAUCUUUAAAUGCAUUUCAUGAAAAGUUCACAAUGUUUCUUUUGAUAUAAUUUUGACCAGAAUCACCUAUUUGUUUGUUGAUUCUCAUUAUUAUAAAAUAUUUGCCUUUUGAUUUUCAGAUGA